Messenger RNA from Raphanus sativus (radish), 1012 nucleotides. Its product is annotated as bax inhibitor 1. Gene Ontology annotation, cellular component: membrane. The transcript has 6 exons. The record is from RefSeq and is a predicted model, not a curated record. Gene Ontology annotation, biological process: negative regulation of apoptotic process. The coding region runs from base 59 to 802 and encodes 247 amino acids. NCBI's taxonomy places the organism in Eukaryota, Viridiplantae, Streptophyta, Magnoliopsida, Brassicales, Brassicaceae.
UAAUCGUCUAGUCAAUUUUAAUCAUCUGAAAGCAAAAGAAAACAAAAAAAAAAAAGUCAUGGAUUCAUUCUCGUCCUUCUUCGAUUCACAACCUGGUAGCAGAAGCUGGAGCUAUGAUUCUCUCAAGAACCUCCGUCAGAUUUCCCCGGCUGUCCAGAACCAUCUUAAGCGGGUUUAUCUUACUCUGUGUUGUGCUCUGGUUGCGUCUGCGUUUGGGGCUUACCUCCACGUCCUCUGGAACAUCGGUGGUAUUCUCACUACCAUUGGAUGCGUUGGAAGCAUGAUUUGGCUGCUCUCUUGUCCUCCUUAUCAACAACAAAAGAGGCUUUCACUUCUCUUUAUCUCUGCCGUUCUUGAAGGUGCUUCAGUUGGUCCCUUGAUCAAAGUGGCAGUUGAUUUUGACCCAAGCAUCCUUAUCACUGCGUUUGUGGGAACUGCGAUAGCCUUUAUCUGUUUCUCAGGAGCAGCGAUGCUGGCAAGACGCAGAGAGUAUCUCUACCUCGGAGGACUCCUUUCAUCUGGCUUGUCCAUGCUUAUGUGGCUUCAGUUCGCCUCUUCCAUCUUCGGUGGCUCUGCAUCUAUCUUUAAGUUCGAGCUCUACUUUGGACUCUUGAUCUUUGUGGGAUACAUGGUGGUGGACACUCAAGAUAUUAUAGAGAAGGCCCACCUCGGUGACAUGGACUACGUGAAACAUUCCUUGACCCUUUUCACCGAUUUUGUAGCUGUGUUUGUUCGUAUCCUAAUCAUAAUGCUGAAGAACUCGGCAGAUAAAGAAGAGAAAAAGAAGAAGAGGAGGAACUGAGACUAAAAGUGAGAAAGAAAGCUAAUAGAGAGUGGGUGAUAUAACUACAUGAAAGCUUUGGUGUUUUUACUUGUUUGAGACGGUUUUGCUAAAAACACAUGUUACCUUAUUUGUGUAUUCCUCUAAGUGGCUCCCGAUUGUAAAUGGAUCUAGUGGUGUUCGUUUUUCGUUCAUGAUCUUAGUACUGUUUAAAAAAAUAUUAGUUGGGGA